This is a messenger RNA of Manduca sexta (tobacco hornworm), 3786 nucleotides long. It is a transcript of the gene dachs, whose product is annotated as unconventional myosin-IXb-like. The record is from RefSeq and is a predicted model, not a curated record. Lineage: Eukaryota; Metazoa; Arthropoda; Insecta; Lepidoptera; Sphingidae. Gene Ontology annotation, biological process: vesicle transport along actin filament; actin filament organization. Gene Ontology annotation, cellular component: myosin complex; vesicle; actin cytoskeleton. Gene Ontology annotation, molecular function: actin filament binding; cytoskeletal motor activity; ATP binding.
AGUGCGCGCGGUCGCACGACGCUGUCCUUGUCGCCGGAGCGUACGGUAGCGUGCGCGCGCGCUUUCUGUCGCCACUGUCGACACGAUAACGCGUUACUGCAACUACUCGAAACACUUGUCAUUGACGAACAAAUGCCGACAUCACAACCGCUUACCACAUAUCGAUGAGAGAAUUGAGAUAUGGGAAUACAUUGGACUGUGUGCUGUGAUUAUUAUUAAAAACUUUAUGAUUACCUAAAUAAAAUCUUGGGUCGCAUGUGUAAGAGGCCCAGGCGCUCGUGGAAGGAGCGACACGUGCUGCGAGGGCACCGCGGAGCUGCCCGCCGGACUACGCUCUCUUGUACUCACACAUUUCCAGCAGGGGCGAGGGCGCGGCGCGAUGCGCGCGGCAUGCUGCUGCCCGACCAGACGUACGAGGCGUGCGGCCCGGGCCCGGUCUCACCGCCGCUGCAUGCGUUGCUCCGUGCACAUCGCGUGCCGCCAGAGUUCUUCUGCGCAAACAGAACGCGUCGCCGGCACAGUGGUGGCGGCGAGGAAGCGGGCGCGGCGGCUGCAGCGGGAGCGGUUGCGGGAGCGGGGGCGACGCGACGGCGCACGCGCCACCAGCGCCGUCGGAACGACGCAUCGUCGUCGAACGAGGCGGUGCACUUGCAGCGGCGGCUGCUGAGCCUCAGUUCGGAGCUGGUGACGCUCCGAAACCACUUGCACGUGGGUGCGGGUGGAGCUGGCGGCGCGGGCGGCGCGGGCUCGCAGCCCGCCGUGCCGCCGCGCGCACACCACCUGCCGCCGCCACCCGCCGCCCUGCCCCACCACCCGGCACCACCACCACCAGAAGCUCGAUGGCGGAGUGCGCCAGCUCCGGCGCCGACGCCGACGGCGUCUUGCGCCGGUGCAGCGGGCGCCGGCGGUGCGGGCGGCGCGGGCGGCGCGGGCGGCGCGGCGGGCACGGGCGGUGCGGUGGGAGGCGCCGACGUGGACGACCUCAUCCACCUGCGCGGCCCGCUUACCGAGGACGCGGUGGUACGCACACUGCAAACCAGGUUCUACCACAACAAGUUCUACACGAUGGUGGGCCCGAUCCUGAUCGCAGUGAACGCGUACACGGACGCGUGCAACGCGCUCACGCUGACGGCGGCGCGCGCGCACCGGCCCGAGCUGGCGCGGCUCGUGCACGACGCCGUGCGACACCAGGCCGACACCGGCUACCCGCAGGCCAUCAUCUUGUCGGGAGUGUCGGGGUCGGGCAAGACGCACGCGUCGAUGGUGCUGCUGCGGCGGCUGUUCGACGUGGCGGGCGGCGGGCCCGAGACCGAUGCGUUCAAGCAUCUUGCCGCCGCCUUCACCGUGCUGCGCGCCCUCGGCACCGCUGCCACGCCCGCCAACUCACACUCCAGUCGCAUUGGUCACUUCAUCGAGGUGCAGGUGACCGACGGCGCAUUGUACCGUACCAAGAUUCACUGCUACUUCUUAGACCAGACCCGCGUUGUGCGGCCGCCGCCUGGCGAGCGCAACUACCACAUCUUCUACCAGAUGCUGGCCGGCCUCACCCCUGACGAACGCGCCCAGCUUCACCUUGAGGGAUACGGUCCCCAAGAUUUGAGGUACCUGGCAUCUCCGCACCAACGUCGCGCGGAGCCGGAGGACGCGGCGCGGUUUCACGCGUGGAAGACCUGUCUCGUGAUCCUCGGCAUCCCAUUCCUGGACGUGGUGCGCGUGCUCGCCGCCGUGCUGCUGCUCGGCAACGUGCAGUUCAUCGAAAAUACCGAGGGCGGCGCCGAACCAGGCGGCGAGGCCGAGCUGGCCGCCGCCGCCGCGCUGCUCGGUGUCGCCGCUCCGGCGCUGCUCCGCGGCCUGGCCACUCGCGCCCCGCCGCGGCGCUCGCUGGGCACCGGCACGGCGCGGGGCCCGCGCGCUGCCGCCACGCCGGCCGCCGCCAGCGCCGCGCGCGACUCCUUGGCGAAGGCAUUGUACUGCCGUACAGUCGCUACCAUCGUGCGCCGGGCUAACUCACUGAAACGACUAGGCUCAACGUUGGGAACGCUCUCGUCGGACUCGAACGAGUCCGUGCAUGGUCCGGAGGCGGCGACGCGCUCUGUCCGCGGGGGCCGCCCGAGCCGCGCGGGCGGGGCGCGCUCGAUGGCGGCCCUCAACGACGCUGUACGUCACGCCACCGAUGGGUUUGUAGGCAUCCUGGACAUGUUCGGGUUCGAAGACGCAGCGCCUAGCCGUCUGGAGCACCUGUGUGCAAACCUUUGUGCGGAGACCAUGCAGCACUUCUACAACACGCAUGUGUUCAAAUCGGCGGCGGAGUCAUGCCGCGAGGAGGGCGUGGCGUGUCCGCUGGAGGUGGAGUACGUGGACAACGUGCCGUGCAUCGACCUGGUGUCGUCGCUGCGCGGCGGGCUGCUGGCGGCGCUAGACGCGGAGUGUGCUGCGGGCGGGUCGGCGGAGCAGUACGUGUCGCGCGUGCGCGCCGCUCACCGCGCGCACCCGCGCCUCGCCGACGCGCGGCCGCCGCACGCGCGCCGCUUCGCCGUGCGGCACUACGCGGCCGAGGUCACCUACGAUGCGGCCGACUUCCUCGAGGCCAACCGUGACGCGGUCCCAGAUGAUCUGCUUGCCGCCUUCGACUCCGCCACUUGCGAAUUCGGUUUCGCUACGCACCUUUUUGGCGCCGAACUAAAGGCGUUAGCGGCACAGGGUGGUGCGGCGAACGCCGGCGGCGGUUUCUUCCGCGCUUCGCCCACCGUGGCAGCCGAGGGAGGGUCCACGCUGACGCAGGACUUUCACACGCGACUGGACAACCUACUGCGGACACUGGUGCACGCGCGUCCGCAUUUCGUCAGGUGUCUACGAGCUAAUGCCACUGAAACACCUAUGCUUUUUGAGCGCGCCACGGUUGCCAGGCAGGUGCGCGCUCUACAAAUCCUGGAGACGACGCAGCUGAUGGCGAGCGGGUACCCGCACCGCAUGCGUUUCCGAGCUUUCAGCGCUCGCUACCGCGCACUGUGGGGGCGCGGCGCGCGGGGCGAGCGCGGGGACCGCGGGGAGAGGGCGGAGCGCGGGGAGCGCGGGGAGCGAGCGGAGCGCGAGGGGGGCGCCGAGUGCGCACGCGUGCUGCGCUCCGUGCAGGCCGCCGCCGCGCCGCCUGCGCCCGCGUCGCCCGCCGCCGUGCGCUGGGCGCUCGGCAAGCGACACGUGUUCCUCAGCGAGGGCAUGCGACAGGUCCUGGAGCGCAUGCGCCGUGCACGACGUCAGGCAGCGGCGGAGUGCAUCCAGGCGACGUGGCGGCGGCACCGCGCGCGCCCCCGCCCCCCGCCCGCGCCCCCCGCACCCGCCGCGCCCGCGCGCCCUCGCCCCGCGCCCAUCGCCGGCACGCCGCCCCCAGAGCCACCAGACAAGUGCGACCCCGCGCUCGUCAAACGUACCUGCUCCCUCUUCGGUCUCGACUUGGAGCGGCCGCCGCCGCUGCCGGCGCCGCGCGCGUACGUGGUGUCGGGCGGCGUGAAGGUGCGCUACCCGCAGCAGCGCACGGCGCGCGCGGACUGGGCGGACGAGGCGGGCGCGCGGCUCCGCGCCGGCGACCACGUGCUCGUGCUCGGCGCCGCGCGCUCCGGCUCCGGACACCUCGCCGUGCAGCUGUGCGGUCGCACGGUGCAGGUGCCGCACGCGGUGCUGUCGCCGCCGCGCGCCGCCGUGGCCGCGCGCCGCCACUCCGCCGCCGCUCCGCGCCGCCGCCGCCGCUCGCCUGACCGCGCGUCCGCGCCACCGCAGCACGGCGGCUGA